AGAUUAUUGUCAAUCUGCACCGCGGUGCAGCAGUGAGCGAAAGAGAGUAACCGCGUUCAUUUCGACAGAAUAGCGCAUCAAGCGUGACGGCUGCGACUCCGCAACGAACCAGCCAGUCGCUUCCGAAUCGCGAACGAGAGAAGACGCUUGUUUCAGCUGCCGUAGUCCGUGCUCGUGUCCGGGUGUCAAAAUACGCUCCACAAAAACAGUGUAGAAUGGUCGGUUUCCUCUCGUCGUAGGGGCAGAAACGAAGGCAACAAAAAAUCGACCGUCUGUUAUUAUUGUGAUGUGCAUGGUUGUUGAUGCCGCGUUCGCCAGAUAGAAGGCGAGGAAUAAAAGCAUUAUAAAAUUAGUCAGAAGAAAAGGAAGAGCGGAGAAAUAAAGUCGAGCCGUCAGGGCGGUCCACAAGGCAGCUCAGUGUUGUGCACUGAAGGGAAGAAAAUAGCUGUAUAAAACAAUCUUAUGUGCUAAUGUGUUUUCCAUCGGCUUAGUCCCGCACUAUGGUGAAGAGUGUAUUUUUUGUUGAUGGUAGUGUGUGCUUAUUUAUAAACGGAUAUCACCACUGAGGGGAGCCCCUGCGUGGAGCUCAUGCCAAGAGAAGAUUCGACCGUUUGAGUGGAAGAAAAAACGUGAAACAGCGAAGAAUUCGUUCGAACAACAGCCAUCAGUUUCAGCAUUUAAAGGUUUCUCCGGCGGAAUUGAACACCCGCGUUUUCUGCAUAGAAGAGCAGAUCGAGUGAGUUGGGUUCGUGUGCUUCUCGGAAGGAAUUGUGAAGCGAAGAGCAAAGCAAAACAAGUGACCGACUCACGAUCUUUGCAUCCGACAGUGUUUGUGUGCACGAGAUGAGUGAAUAAAACAGAUAAUUUUGUAUAUUUUAUGCUCUGAUCGAAACUAGAACAGCACUUCUCAUAUAAAACAUCCGUGCCGGGGUGGUGUGAAUUCCGGUUUCGAAGAGUCUGUGGGAAAAGUGAAAAUGCCAGUUGAUGACUUCGGCGAAGCAGUGAAUGAAAAUUUGUGUUUCAAAUCGAAGUAAAUUCGCUAUUCAGAUUUCAAUUGGCGGACGCAACCGCACGGCAGAAAAUCAUCAACCUGGCUUCGGUACAGGGCAACGGUGCAGUUUUUAUUCUACUUGGAUGUGGAAUCGUGCUUCUGGGUUGCUGUACGUUAGUGACUGCGGGUCGUAACAACUUCCUUCGACACGAUGAUGCCUUGCCGAAGGGGUGCACCUGGACCGGUGCGGUACUGGAAGUUUCGCAGGAGAAAAGAUCCGACGAGUUGCAGUGCAAAAUCAAAACCAUAACCAAGACCGAGAGUCUGCUAGCUAAUAUAAGUAGUUAUCAAAUUGAUAGGAUAAAAUCGCUCAAAUUAGAGUGUAACGACAUAAUGUUCUUCGAAAGUUCCUUAGAAUCGACAACUACGCCCGGAAACUUCCUGGGAAAUCUGAACAGCUUGCUGAAACUGUCGAUCGAGUACUGCAAAAUAAAAUACAUCCCAGCGACGGCAUUCUCAAACAUGAAAGUACUGAAGAGUUUAUCGUUAAGCACCCACAACAUUGAUUGGUCUGUUAUGAACCUCGAACUACAUCCAGAAAGUUUUCGGGGAUUAACUGAGCUUAAAGAGAUGCACCUGGCGGAUAACAACAUCUGGAGUCUACCAAACGAGGUAUUUUGCCCCCUUUACACAUUGAGAGUAUUGAACCUGACCGGAAACAGACUAAGCGAUAUUUCACAGCUGUCAUUGUCCGAUUGGGGUAAAGGACCAAUAGCCCCUGGAAAAGCUUGUAAUACAGGUCUUGAGGUGCUAGAUUUGUCAGGAAAUGAUAUUACGCUUAUGCCCGACAACGGUCUUUCAGCUCUAAGAUCACUUAACGCACUCUAUUUACAAGAGAACCUUCUCAAAGAAAUAGCCGACCGGGCGUUUGUAGGACUGGGCACACUUGAGAUUCUCAACCUAUCCAACAACAAGCUUACCGCUCUUACGCCCGAACUGUUUCAAUCAUCCCGCAAGAUUCGACAAGUGAAUCUUCAGAACAAUUCCCUAUCGGUGCUGGCACCCGGUGUAUUUGAAGGGUUGGACCGGCUCGAAAUGCUGGACCUGUCGCGGAAUCAGCUGACCUCGACGUGGGUCAAGCGGGAUACAUUUGCUGGUCAGGUGCGUCUCGUAGUGCUGAAUGUCGGCUACAAUCAUCUCACCAAAGUGGACCAACACGUGUUCAAGGGGCUGUACAGUUUGCAAAUUCUCAACUUGGAGCACAACGCCAUAGAGCUGAUUGCCGACGGUGCGUUUAGUGAUCUGAAAAAUUUGCAUGCGCUCUUCCUGUCACACAACCGGUUGCGACAAAUCGAACCGUACCAUUUCAGUGAGCUGUACGUUCUGAACCAGCUGAUAUUGGAGUCGAACCAGAUUGCGUAUAUUCACGAGCGUGCCUUUGAGAAUUUGACCCAUCUGCAUGAUUUGAGUCUGAACGAUAACCGACUGGAAGAGAUACCGUCCGGAAUGAAAAGCUUAAAAUUUCUGCAGUCGUUGGAUUUGGGCAAGAAUCAGAUAUCGGAGAUUAAUAAUUCAUCCUUCGAGGGACUGGAAGAGCUGAUCGGGCUGCGGCUGGUGGAUAAUCAGAUAACGGAAAUUUCGAGGGACACGUUCUUUGCACUGUCAACGAUCCACUUGCUAAAUCUGGCCAGCAAUCGGAUACGGCACGUGGACCAGUCGGCUUUCAGCUCAAAUCCAACGCUCAGAGCCAUCAGGCUGGAUAAUAAUGAGCUGGAGGAUGUGGCAGGGGUGUUCACCUCACUCACGUCGCUUGUCUAUUUGAAUAUCUCCGACAAUAACAUCGGUUGGUUCGACUAUUCACACUAUCCGCAGUCCCUGGAAUGGUUGGACAUUCACAAGAAUAAUAUCUCCGAGCUGGGCAAUCGGUACGAUGUGGGAAAUUGGUUUCAGUUGAAAAUGUUGGACGUAUCACACAACCGUAUCAAAUACAUCAACUCAAGCUCGUUUCCGAAAAAUAUCGAAACCUUGCUGCUGAACAAUAACCAAAUUGAGGAGAUUGCCCCGGAGACAUUCACUAGCAAGGAGAGCCUUGUGAAGGUAGUUCUCUAUGGGAAUCACUUGCGUCGACUGGAAAUGCCAUCACUAGCCCUGACACUGGUGCCGGAUACACGAACUAUGCCAGAGUUUUAUAUAGGCGAUAAUUUAAUCCAUUGCGAUUGUAGCAUGGAAUGGUUACAGCGCAUCAACGAGCUGAGUUAUCUCCGUCAGUACCCGCAGGUGAAGGAUCUCGACUCGGUUAUGUGCACAAUGGAGCACGAGCGUGGUGAGCUGGUCCGGCCCCUGAUGGAAAUGAAGGCCAGUGAGUUUCUAUGUAAAUAUGAGAGCCAUUGUUUCGCAACGUGUCAUUGCUGCGAUUUUGACGCGUGUGAUUGCAAAAUGACGUGCCCGGACCGGUGCAAUUGCUAUCACGACACGGCAUGGGAGUCCAACAUUGUGGACUGCGGCAGCGUGGGACUCAAUUCCAUUCCGGUGAAAAUUCCAAUGGAUGCCACCGACAUCUAUUUGGAUGGGAACAAUUUUGGCCAACUGGAAAGUCACGUUUUCAUCGGCAAGAAAAAGCUCAAGUCGCUGUAUCUCAACAAUAGCCACAUCGACGGGCUGAACAAUAAAACGUUUGGCGGAAUUCCGGCACUCAGCGUACUGCACCUGGAGCACAACGGGCUGGAGAGUAUCAGCGGAGCUGAAUUCGAGCAGUUGCGUGAAUUGAAGGAGCUGUUCCUGGAUCACAAUGCCAUCAGUGCCAUCGGAAACAAAUCGUUCUAUUAUCAGAAAUCAUUGGAAGUGCUUACGAUAAAUGACAAUAAAAUCAGUGAGUUAAAACCCUGGGAAUUGAUGCCACUGGGCGGUAGGUUCCGGCUAAUAUCGCUAAGUGGUAAUAAACUGGCCUGUGCUUGUGAAUCGAUGACUAAGCUGGUGGACUGGGCCGAGCGACAGUUUAACGAAACCGACGGACUAAGUGAAUUUCAGUGUUCGAAUAAUAAAUUACUGAAGGACGCGGUUAAGGAGUGUGAGAGCCACAAGAGUGCUCCGAUUGCGACACCAACCGUGCAGCGAACGAUUAUCGAUAAUGAUUUUAUAGACUAUUUGCCACUGCUGGUUGCCGUGCUAGCUGGACUAGUGCUGACGAUUCUCCUGGUGACGCUGGUGUUUAUCUUCCGAAACGAUGUCUGUCUGUGGGCGCAUUCUAGGUACGGAGUGCGAAUUUGCAAGGAUCCGCUAAAUGCGAUGGAACGGUGCGAGGAUAGCGAGAAGCUUUACGAUGGAUAUCUUGUUUAUAGUGCUGCCGAUGCCGAUAUGGUUACUAGUCAAAUUGCACUAGAAUUGGAGCAUAAUGGUUACACACUUUGCCUGCACUAUCGCGACAUACACUCGGCAUCUUUCCUGGCGGAUUCACUGCAGGGUGCGGCCGAUGCAUCUCGAAAGUUAAUUCUGUUUAUUAGUGUGAAAUUUAUGCAAUUGGAAUGGUCCCAACCAGAGUUCCGGGCUGGAUUGCAAGCCGUGUUAGAGCUAAUCCGGCCAUCCCGGCGGAAACAGAAGCUUAUCCUCAUUACUUCGGUGCCACAGUCGAUGCUCACGAUGGAUCCCAUUAUGGAUAUCCUCACGCGAACCUGCACCGUUAUCUCGUGGGACGAUCGUCGCUUCUGGGACAAGCUCCGCUUUGCCAUGCCGGACAUUGGCAAAAAUUCCCCUGUAAAUAAAGCCCCACAUCGCAAAGCCAUCAACAUCCGGUAUACUCCUGCUCCAACGAAUCCUACUGCGCCGACGGCUACCUGGCCGAAGCGCCUCAACUCCGAAGUAUGCGUACAGUAUCCACCGCAGUCAACUCAUUCCCCCAACCACAGUACUUACAACACCGAGGAUGAACUUUCGACUGCUUCCUCGCCACAGUACGAAGCACCGACGCUUCACCACGCAGUUGGAGGAGGUCACGCGAUGGUUCCCUUCCACCAUCACCAUCAUCCUCAUGCCCCAUCGGCGCCAUCACACCACAUUCCACUGCAGCAGCAACAGCAGCAGACUAGCCAUUCGCCGCACCUGCAAACCUAUCCUCAUCAUCCCCAGCACCAACACCAACAACAACUACAGCAACAGCAGCUCCAUCAACUGAACCUUCAGCAGGGCAACGCCUCACCGGGCAUGGGGGCUCCCGUGGGCUACUACCGCACCAGUAAGUCCAACAAUACCAACACCCUAGGCCACGUGUACUCCACCAUUCCGGAGUCGCAAUACAACACCCAUCACUCCAAUCGCAGCGAUAGCAAUCGACCGUACUUUGUGUAAUAUUUACUCUACUUUUAGCUCUUUUUUCAAAUCUACCACCCCCUUCUACAUCAUUCUACAUACACCUCCCCCCCCCCCCCCCUCUCCAACCCAACCCAUGUGUACCUACUUCAUUACCCAUUUCACUCGUACUCGCUUCGAUAGUCCUACUAUUAAAAAAAGCAAAAUAUUGUGUAUAAAGAAUUGUUUACUACACUACUCUGUGAACUACUCGUAGGUUAGGUCAAAACGAAAAAAGACUUAUUUGAUUAGAAAUCUCCCUCUCCAUACUGAUGAAGCAUAAUCAAAGACCCUCAACAACACUCUUUCUGUGCGAGUGGGCAAGCGGUUUGGAUGCCAAUACAUUUUCCCUAUCCCCCCUUUUUUUUCGUUCAAAAAACAUAAACUCAUCACGGAAAGCACUGCGACGAGAGCUCGCGAAGCAUCUCGCGGCGCGCCACCAUAAUCGGACUGUUUGUUGUGUUGAUUUGUUUUAAUUGAAAGUGCCCGCCCUGCGCGCGCUCUGGGCCCUGGGCCCUGGGCUCUCCGUUCGAUCGGGAGACUUUGCGCGUUGUUGCGGGAACAAAGGCAAACAUUAUCUUUCGAUGGCCUCUCGGCGGCACGGAAAAUCAAAAUAUACCACACUGAUUGAUGUGCGCGAGUCAAUAGGGUACCCUUGAUCGGGGGCAGUUGAUCAACCGGGGUGGAACUUAUUCACUUGGUAACAAAUGCUUUGUCCAUGAUUAAUAAACUCCCGAGUAACUUAACACUUUGGUACCCAUGCUACAAUAAGCACUUUGAAGAUCCACAAAGUUUACGUUCCCCACCGAAAUUAUUCAGAACUUCACACAGAACUCAAAUAAGAUUCAUUGUUAGCCUACUAAGCAGCUUGAAAGCUGCUUAAGAUGCUACUCGGAACUUGAGCGGAUGCCAUUUUAGUAUACAAACUUAGAAGAAAAGUUUUGUUUCAACGAAAGCAAUUUUAAAUAACACUCUGUAGAUGCACGCUAGUUCAGAGCAGAUAUCUCAUUAGUUCCUUGUGUAAGUGUAGCAGAUCUGGUAGUUCUGGAGUAGCAGCAACUACGGACAAUGAAGCUCAAGCUCUUUCCCAGUAAUGAUCUGCGAAGUAUCCAAGCCUGUUUAGCCGUGUCUGUUCCUCCGCGGAACAAACUAGUCCAAAGCGACCAACUUCUCACCGCUUAACGGUAUGCAUACUACUGCUUACUGAUUAACCGAGUGGAAUGCCGAGGCUGUUGAAAUCACCCCAAGAGGACGUUCAAUUGAUUCGGAUGGGCGGCUUUUUCCUGUUUUGUUUCGUUAUUGCCCAGUGUAGUUUCAAACUGGAACACGCAGUGCGGCAUGCAUCCAUCGUUGUCCUACAACGGUUCUGCUGACAGGUUACAAUUCUUCGGUACUUGCGUGAUGCCUUCAGAUGAUGAGUUAUUGAGAAACAAAUCGACGGAAUGGUACGUACGCAGCAGAGGCGCGUUUUCGAUCGACACCUGAUAAGAUCUUGUGGGCUCCAUGCGGGUACUGUCCCAAAUGAAGAGAUACAUUUAGAUAAGGUGGGGGAAAUUGUUUAUGUGGCAUUGCAAUGUCAUGUCCAGUCUCUAAUGCAGUGACUGUGUAGUGUAAUUUGAUAAUGUUGCGAUAGGGCAUCGCUGGUGACAGUUGAUGAAUUGGUCAUUGUUGAUUGUGGGGAAGAUUAUGACAUGUGAGAGGUGUGAUUUUAAAUGAUUGUCUUCUUGGUGGGUUCCAUGAACAUCAUUUGAACACGAAGAUGCAAAAUCUGUACAUGUGUUUGGGAUUUAGUUUUGAACAUUGUGUGAUUGAGAGAUCAGGAAGCAAUCGAACUAUACUUAGCUAGCAAUAUUGAUUUCAUCUUGUAUAGCUCCCUCGUUUGUACUGUUAGACAGUACUAAGCGAACUCAUGAUGCUUCUUAGCACCCGACCCAUCUGAAUAGAGUUCUUGCAAGCAGAUAUGUCCUGCGUACUGGAGUAUUACGUAAGAAAAGCACAAUACCCACACAACCUCAAGAACAGGUAUCACACGCUUAAGCUUAUGACUCCGAACCAUAGUUCUUUUUAACAAUUCUUGUGCAUAAGGAUCAUUUUGACCCCAACCACACGCGCACUAUGUCAGCGACCUGUUUCCAUUAAGUUUUGCAUUAGGCUUUAAGGAACUGGUCUUUGUCGCCAACAGAAGUGUGAAUAAAUGAGUCAACGGCCUUUCUAUUCUACAUAUCGUAUAUUAUAGAUCGUUGCGUUCUUUGCAUGAGGAUAGGUGAACCUUCAAUUAAUACAAUUAGUAUUACCAAUCAAGGAUAAUAGUUUAUAGACUUUGUCGCAGUUCUUUUCUAGAGUCUUUCCUUUUUGCUGAUUGCACAUUAGUUGGUAUUCUACACACGUUUUUCGCCAUGAAAAGAUGUGAAAUUGUCUAAAUUAGUUUCCAAUUCAUGUUAACAUUUGACGAGACGAAAUAAGUCUGCCAACCAAUUUUGGGAUUAGCAAUCUACCGGAUCCGUGGGCUUACUAGUGCAGAGGAUUAUUAAAUCCUAAUUAUUUCCCAGUACUGCCGAGUACAUUCGCGAUUCGUUUGGAAGAGGCCAGAAGUUUCGUCUUAUCUCUUUUUCAGUACAGUUGCUACAUACAAAAAACGGUCAACUUUAAAUCCAGUUUUAUAUCAACAGAUGAACCACUCCUCAAGAAGUCCCAGUUUAUUGAACAGGACGACUCUCGACAAUAACUUGUACGUCGAAUUAACCCUAAAAGGGAUACCUUCAUGGCCUCAGUUUCGUCACCUCGCUGAGUGUGUUCCAUCAAAGACGAGCUCUGAAAGGCGCCUGGGGUCCAAUGGACCCCAGGUAUCCCUUUUAGGGUUAAGAAGGAUAAUCCACUUGAGUAUGUGUCCUUUCUUGUAGAUUGGGCAUAUGAGAUCAACCAACCAGCUGUUGGGCAAUUCUAAAUCCUCCCAUUUAUUUGCAUAAAUGUUGUGGUUUGAUUGACCUAGCUUCUCGCUUCCAUACUUGAGAACCGGGUAUUCAGAUGGUAACACUAGUUUACAAAACGAAAGUCGUGAACUUCUGUCAACGACCAAAAUUUUUGAAGCACAAUUUAGCGCUGAUUCCGAAACCGUGCUUCAAAAUUCUUUAAGUAGAACAGUUUUUGAGUUUUAGCUUAAUAUUGAGUUUUAUAACUUUUUAAAACAUGGAAUCAACUAAAAUUAAAAGUUUUGUUAGACCAAUUUUAAAUCUUUUUCCAUAAAUUAGGAGCUGCAUAUAAUACCAUUCGAUCAUCUGAAUGCAGGUUUUGCGUCAGAUUGAUAAAAUUCAAGACAUUGGCGAGUUUUAGGGACAAUCUCCUUAAAAUCUCCAAAAAUGUGUGAAGAAAUGUAUUUUUUUUUUCAAUAAGAAAAAAACAAUUUAAAAAUUCUAUCUCAACGUUUAUUUGACAUAUCAUAUGCAGGCGAGUUACAGUAAAAAAUUCAGCUCAAUUGGAGCAUUGAUUACGGAGAAUGAGAUGUGUGAAGUAAGCGAUUUUGCUUAAAUUAGAUAGAACAAAAAUCGAUUUCAAAUCAUCAACUUUGUAUGGAAAGUCGAAAAAAUUUCCGCUCUACUGUAAUUUUUUUCCUUCGCGUUUUCGAACUACACCAAAAAUGAUCAUCAGCUUACCGAGUUCAAAAAUGCUGUAAACUAGUGUUAUCAAAUCCUGUUAACUUCCAAGACUGCUCCGGGUGCAGUCGGGAUUCGUAGGAUCGGAACCGUAAGUUGUGUCUUAUCACCUUCGUAGCACCCAAAAGUAACAUUUUUUAGUCGGAUAGACUAUAGAGUAGGCCUGUCCAGCUUUUCAAAAAUGUUCUCUGAUUCUCAAGUCCACCCCCAUAUUUUGAUUGGCAUCCUAAAAGAAGUAACUGGUCAAAAUUUCAGCCAAAUCCAUUGAAAUUAAGAGGUGCAUCAAAUCAAUUUUGUGUUUUUCGACUAUUUUUGAACUUCAAAAAAUCAUAACUACUCUAAAACAUGUCAAAACCUCAUUCCUUCGGCAGAAAUUGAAAGCUAUACUUGUCUGCUACAACUUCUCCGAACAACGUGUGCCAAUAAAAUUGAAGGAAACAUGUGUAAUUAUCACAUUUGUAAUCAGAAAAACCUUAAAAAGUUGAUUUUUUGAUAAAUUUCGUUCUGGAACACCCUAAUAUACUUAAAAAGUUGGAUUUUUCAAAACGGCAUCAUAUUCUCCAAUGUUUUUUGGUUAUUUGCUUCUUUGACACCAAUGCUGUAGGAGUUGAGCAAAAAUUACUAAAAUUCGUGAAAGUCAAAUGUGGCCUAAAAACUAGCUUUUUGGAGGCAAUCACGUUGUGGCGCGAAAUUGUACUGAACGUAGUAGCUUUGCUUCCUAGUAGUUUGCCUUGGCUACCCCCUACCACGGGUGAUAACAAACAAGCGCGAUGACAGGUGUUGGCUAUCAUAUCAGUGCUGACCAGGGAAUGAAAUUAUCAGCAAAUUGAGACGAAAAACAGCGUUUUUCGAGCAACCGAUUUUUUCUGUUUUUACUUUUCCUGUGAGAAAUGUUUAUCGAUCGUUGCUGUUUGUCCCCGAUCAAAGAUAGCCGAAAACUGGAAAUCGCUCUUUUCAUUUUCGCUAUCCAACUUUAUCGCCUGCAAAGUUAUCGCGAUAAUUAUCAGAAGGCAAAUAACAAAAAUUUGCCGCUAACGGGAUUCGAACCUAGACCCUCCACAAAAAUGUGUAUGAGCGCGCACCAUAACCACACGACCACAUAAGCUGCUCGAGAGGGAACUGAAAUUUUAUACAUAAAAGCUACAGUCGUUGACGACGGCACUACGGAGAGGCGAACUAAGAGCAGAAAGCAAACCAGUCAACUUUUCAUUGCGGAUGAUAAUCGAUUUUCGGCGCUGCGGAACUAGCGAAAACACAUUCUCGGGAGAAGCCCGGGUCUGAAUUUAUCGCACGUCUUUUUUCGCCGAUAAUGCGUGUGAGAGAGUUUUCUACAAUCGCGAUCAUGAUCGAUAAUUUCAUUCCCUGGUGCUGACGCGAUGCCACUUUUAGCGCGCCAAAGCGUGAUUGCAGCUGGACAGGCCUACUAUAGAGGGUUCUUAGAACCACCAUAAAACAAAAAUAAAAUGUAUAUGAUACAUGACGGUUCCAAUAACCUCUACAAGACAAAUUGAUCACCAAAAUGGUACUUGGGACGGUUGCCUUGUCAAACAGCAAGUGGUUGGCCGCUGCAGCUACUGGUGGUUCUUACUCAUUUAACUACGUACUGCGAUCUGGUAGAUUUUCUGAUACGUCUAACGGUUCUUUCUGACGCAUCAUCCGUAGGUUGAUCCGUCGUUGAUCGACCUUUCACGAAAUCUGGUAUUCACUGUGCUCAGAAGCACCUGAAACCAGGAUCUACAGGAACUCACGCUGCUGCUUCGCUAUCUUGUAUCUUGUACACCGAAUUUGACAGGUGAAUCCAUCUGUAAUUAUCACAGUUUAGUGUGUGCCUUUUUUUGUAAAUUGGGCGUUUGAAGCCAUUCGACUGGCUGGUGAGCAAUCCGUCAGAAAUCAUCCGUUUUUCUAAAAAAAAAAAUAGAAAUAUGCUAGAACAUUUGUUUUAUCAUAUGCGUUUAUUUCCGUCACAUUAGGAGGUAGGAGGUAGGAGGUAGACUACACAACUACUACACAAAAGCACUGGACAACAAAAAAAAAUCUUCUACAUUUCACGUUUAACCCUCGAGUGAUCGCGCUGUUGUAUUUUGUACAACACGAUGAAAAAAUCUCGCUUUUUGUACUCAGCAUUAACGUGGUGCUGACGCAGGUAGUCAACCGCGCGAGUUACGGAGGGUUAAAUUGCACUCCUCUUACGAGUCGACGUUUUCUUUCCAAAUAACACACGCCGAAGUAAAUUGAUCUAAAGUAGUAACAGUUAGUAUUGCGACAUUUGCACCCAUUUAGACUGGGUUCGAUUUUAUUAUUAUCACAGUUGAAUUCCGCAUGCGACUUUGCAGCGGCUAGGAUAUGCAAGUUCGGUUGCGUUCACGACAGGGGCGUCGGAUGCACAACAGUUAAACAAAAUAAGUAUGAUUAGUGUGAACUGUCGCUGAAAAAUGAUGAUUCAUUGAAUUCUCAAAUUAUCGGAAUGGUCUAAACAUUUAUGAGAAGCCCAGUAUACUAAGUCAUCGUUCAAUUUUUACUCCGCACGAUUCACUUUUUGAACAGGUCAUAAACUCAUACCCCACACCCCCAAAAGCUGUGAGCUAUUUCAAGGUUUGUUUUCACUGCUGUUGAAUAAACCAAAGACUGAACAGUUAUUGACAAAAAUUACUUUCCCCGACGGUUAAACAUAAACAAAGCAUUUAACUUCGUGCUAGAGAUAAUUUAAACAAAUAGGUAUGCAUGUCAACUUAUGCAUAUAAAAUAUCUUCUCCCACAACAAUGCCGAGAAAGAAUUCUUCUUCUUGCACUAUGGUGGCGCACCAUGAUCAAGUUGACAAAUAGUUAUCUGAAAUGAUUCAAUUGUUUCGAACGUGUUCCAUUUAUGCUGUGCUAAUGUGAACCGUGUUCAUGUUUACAACCUAGAAGGUGUUUGAACACAGUGAACCGUGUAGCUAAUAGCAACAGAUUUGCAACGUGUGGUCUCAUUCGAUAAUCUUUGUUGAAACGCGCUUGUCGAUCGAGAGUCACUCGGAGCUUAGUCCUAGAAACCUUCUCGAAGACUUGAAGAAUUUUACAAGAUUUUUGCGUUAGAUGUGAAAAACCUGCAAGGCAUUCGAAAUGAUUGGAUACAGCUUUUAUAUCCUUCAAAAGAAGAAUAUCAAAGAUGUGACAAGUCCAAAGCUUGUGCAGUCUCUCCGCUGUGUGGUCCAAUGAUCACCCGUAUUUAUACUACCUUAGGUAGACACAAUGAAUCAUACCUAGACAUUUAGGUACUGUAAUGAACAGUAUUUUAUGUAGGUAGAUAUCCUGUGCACACAACCAUUAGGUAGACACUACAACAGCAAGGACUGAUCGUUUAUUAGAGACUUCCACCCACUUUUCAGCCACCUCUAAACAUAUAGGGUCCAUUACACCGGGUCGAGCUUCAGCCAGUAAUAAAGUGAUGAUCCGGAAGAACUUUCACCUAGUCUGGUUGAUGCCCAUCGAAUACACGGUACGGUCAAGAAAUCCAACUCGACUCGUUUAUGACCAAGUGUAAUGAGGGCAGUCAGCCAUCUUGCACUCCACAUUUAAGGACAUACUUGUUAGAAUCCCAAAACGGCCGCCACAAUGGCCGACUUUGGCACCUACUCACGAUUUCGAGCGCACAAAUCUCUUCGUAAACAAAACCAGAGCAUCUGAUCUUCUCAUUUAAAGCUAAUUACAAAUGAGCCAGAACAGAAUUUCAAAAUACACUGUUGUUUGAAUCUUGCUUCUUGAGAUUUGUGCGUCCGAAGUUCGUAUGCACUGUUGAAGCGGGAUUUCAUGACGUUUGUCCUUAAAGCAUGGGAACUUAUUGACCUCCGGAAAUUUCACUCACACUCAUCGAACCAGAAGGAAUUGGGAAUGACUGCGAUGCAAUUUCAAGCACGACGUCGUUGAACACCAUCCAUUUGGGUAACAAACUAUUUGACUCAAGAUCUGAACUUUUUAAUGUUGGACCAUCAUUCCGAGACCUAAAUUGUUUUCAAAAUUGUGAACAUGCACGAAUAUUUCUGCCACGCUCACUGAACAUGAGCGUUCAAAAUGCAUCCUAAACAUUGAAAAACAAACCUGUUGCUGAUCUGGCGAUACUGGAGUAACAACUACAGGCGGUAAUUUAGGUUCUUAAGCUUAUUUUAUUUGCUCUAAAGAUCAAUGGUCUGUGAAGUAUCGAUCUUACGCAAGCCUGUUUGAACAUAUCUCCGCAGUUGAUCUAGGAAAAAGUUGUUCCAAAGUGACAAUUUUCCAGUGGUCUCGAUUGCGAAUUUACUACUUAAAAUCAGUUUAGUCAUCGCAAAUAUCCAUGCCCUAGUAGACUUUAAACUACAUUCAAUAAUUUGAAAAUUUCUAUUGGCCGCGGGCUUAAGACAGACCUUUUUCCCCUCCGUAGAGACUACGUACGCAGUCCUUAAACGGCCCAGCGCAUUCUAUGCAGCUUCGUCUGAAAACCUUGCUCCAUCGUAACCUUCCAUAACUUCUUACAACACGUAAUGACAUUCAUACAAAAUUUCACUUCACAAAUGGAAAUGUGAGAAAAAAAAACAAGAGACAGUGCAGAUAACAUCUCUUAAUUCGUUUUUUAUCAUAAGAAGUUUAAGCUGCUGAUUGGUCUGUUAUGUUUAGGUUCUUCUUGCAAAACCUAGAAUCUUGUUUGCUUUUUCAUACACUAAGUGUACCGGAAAGUCUAUAUAUUCACUCUAAAACGAUUUUUCUAUUGAAAAUUCGGCGGUUUAAGAUGAUGUCUUUUUGUGUGUGUAUGUAUGUAUGUAUGAGUGUAUGUAUGUAUGUAUGUACUCACUUUUAAGGAACUUCCCAUCGGACAAAUUUACGCAUUUUAGCAUGAACCAAACCAAAAUUUUACCGCAUUAUCUGUUUUAAAUAAAAUGAGUUAAAGUCCCUUUGAGGCAACAAAACUCACGAACGACAGGACCGAUCAGGAUGACUCUUGCACGGUACGAUUCGUAUUCAAGGUGCCUGUGUUUAUAAGUAGUAAAAGUUGUGAAAAUAAUCUAAAAAAGUAAGAAAAUUGUUAAAAACUUGAUUUUUUUGAACGGGGAAGAAAAACAACACGAUCGCAAUAAAACCGAUCUAGAGUGCCGUGCUGCAAUGAACCCAACAGUUGUCAAACCACCACAUCUAGGCAAGACAAAGUUUGCCGGGCCAGCUAGUCUGUUAUAAACAAUGGUCCGAAUCGGUCAAAGCUGUCCGGGCUUAUGGUCAUUUUAGUGAUCCGGACCAACACCGGUGGAAUUGGUCAUAAAUAAAGUGGAACCAAAUCCCAUCAUGCGACACUUUUUGCAAGGUUGACGAAUUUUGAGUGGAAAGCAUCAAUGGAAACCAGAAAAUGCACUACGUCGAUCCAAAAUUCAAGAUGGCGACCUUAAAUAUAAAAAAAUGCAGUCCAGAAUUAUCAAUUGCGACUGUUUUAUGAAGUGUUGGGUUCUAAAAACAUGCAUUACUGGUACCGUAAUCUGGGGGGAAGUUGAUCACUUUUGCUCUAUUCUUUUGAAUAAAAUCAAGUACAAUGCACAUGACUCCAAACAAAUAUUUUUAAAACAUGUACUGAGUGGACCUGUUUCAAUUUCCGUAAACGAAAUUCUUACAAGAAAUUGCUAAAUUUUAUAAAAAUUGCUCAAAUGGCCGAAUUUGAAAACUUUCAAUCCGGGGUGAAGUUGACCAACCAAUGACAUAAUAUACUAAGAAUAGAAAAUUAUUGAACAAACUAAAUUUGAUGAUGCUGAAUCUGAAUAAGUUUUUAAAAUUCUUACAACUGGUGUAAUUUGUAUGUUAAAAAUAAAAUAAAGUUUAGUAAGUUACAGAUUGACCCACAUUAAACGCCUAAUGGAAUGCAAUUACCUUUAAAAAUCGUCUUACUUUCGCAAAAACAUGCUUUUAUCAAAUAAAACUUAUAUGUUAACAUCGAUUUUAGCUCAAAGCUAUGUUCAAUAAGCCUCCCAUGGAUAAAUAAAAGUGUUUUAAAAGUGAAUCAUCUGAUAAACAAGGCGUUGCCGGGAGACGAUUACGGUAUAUUUGGAUGGAAGAUGUCCGGGGUCCAAACCAGAAUUGGCAACCCUAAAUUCCAUAUGGUGGUCUGUAAUUCUACAUGGCGGCUGUUUUAAGGAGUUUUGAGCUCUAAAAUCAUGCAAUAUCGGUAUAUUGGGAUGGAAAAGCUGUCCGGAGUUCAGAAAUGGUGAACAGAAUACCUAUACAAGUUGCAGGCCUAAAAUCCAAAAUGGUGGCCCACAAUUCAAGAUGGCGGCUGUUUUAAGAACAUGCUCGUUAGAAUCUCAAGAUGGCCGAUUUUUUACCCAUUAACGAUUUAAAGUGCACAAAUUUCAUGGAAAUCUAAACCAGUACCAGUGCGCCGGCUGUUUUUAUUUUAAGUUUGUCUCGAGUUAGCAAUAGUAAAAUAAAUACUAAACUAUGAAGUAUUUGAUUCUAAUGUGCAAUAUGGGUAUAUUUUGUAUAUAAGAAAGAUGUCCGUAGUCCAAGAAUGGUGAUCAGCAAAUCCAAGAUGGUGUCUUAAGAUUCAAGAUUAGCAGUGCAGAAAUCAAAAAUGUGUUCAUUUUAGAAUUAAAAUGCUAUUACUUAAUUUCUUAGGAUAACUGUAAUAUCUUUGCGGGAUACCUUAUAAUAGUAAUGACAUAACUCCGACCAGUUGUUGCCGGACCAGUUUCUGGGAUUUUUUUUUACUGAAUACCGUGAUUUCGCGUGAAAUUGAUCAGUGGGUGAAAUUGUUCGACGUCAGGACAAUUUUUGUUUGUCAAAAAUAAAACUUUGAACCUAGAACAAUUUGUAGAAAAUUACCAUCAUCUAGUUCAAGGGUUAUUGAAUGAUGAGUUUACAUGUUUAACAGCUAAUGAGUCACAUAUUUCUGCAUUAAAUUUGGCAAAUUUCAAGGACACUUUCAAACUUUUGUUACCGUAGCAGUAUCGCACAUGGAAUAAAUAUUCGAAUGAAUGUUUAUAGCUGCCAAGUGUUCGCUAAACCUGGUUCCGUCUUCAAAAGUUCUAUAAAUAUUGAUAUUUAUGCAUAAAAUUGUACUUUUUCUAAAGUGAUGGCUUAAUUAAUAUGUAAAUUCCAUACUUUUUGGCGUUUUGUUUAUAUGUAUUAAACUUAAAAUUUAAACAAUUAAGAAUUUACUAAACUUGUAUAAGUUUUCCAAAGCUUUUCGCAUCCUGUGGUGGUUAAUUCAGAUGGAAAAUUUAUUUUCAGCACUCACAAAGACAGUUUACUGAUUAAUCAAUUUCACCCCGAAACUAAAAUUUCUGAUUUUUCAUUUUAAGCGAUAUUUAUUGCAAUAAAAUGAUUUGCAGUAAAAGUUUCAACCUCGUUGACUGAUGAAACCUGUGGUCGUACUUGUUUUAAAGCAUUGAGUUUGACCAUAUCGAUAAGUAUUCAAAAAUUAGAAGCCAUAAGGGCCUGUCCAUAAACUACGUAGACCCUUAGGGAGGGACGGUGGGAUCUGGCCAAAGUCUACGCUCCAUACAAACUUCGAAAAUUAUGUAUGGACAAAUGUCUACGAGGGGGGAGGGGGGUCUGAGAUGGCCAAAAAUGAGUCUACGUAGUUUAUGGACAGCGCCUAAACUGUGAAAAGUGAUCAUUUUCACCCGAAAUCACGGUACUGUAUUUUUUAUAAGUGUGAAUAGACAGAGAUCUGCACCCCUGGGAUUCUAGAUUUAUAAGUCCGGUUCUGCUCGUCAUUUAUCAAGAAUUUGUUGCGUAAUUAACAUUUGAUUAGUCAUUUAUCGAACAUACAAAAGUGGUGUCAGGAAGAGUACUUGGCCAUUGGUACGCUGAAUUCUUUGGAUUUUGGCUUAUUGUAGCCCACGAACAGCAAUCGUUAAAUGUAUCUCGAUCGACCCGAUUGACAUAUGACUUUCAUAACAGUUAUAGUUUAGUUUACAUUCCCAACUUUACCCCAUACGCAAAUUCACCAGUUGUUCAAUGCUAAUUAUUUAUCGCAAGUCCCAUUAGUCAACAAACUGUGUGUGUGUGUGUGUGUGUGAUCCAACUAACACCCACUGUCCGGCAGUGAUAUUAUGGAAGAAAGAUUUCUGCAAUAUCAUUUUGAUACUACUGCAAAAAGCUUUAAUCCGGGAGUUAGAAGGUGAUAGCUCUAUUGCAGAUUCAGAGACCCAUUUCAGAAUGGCUGGAGAGACACGUCCAUUCAGAAGUCACUUUCACUUACAAUAAGCCCCGCAUGUGUGCAUUACCGUUAUCAAUUGGAUAAUGAUAAUGCAAACACACUUCCUGAUUCAAAAAUAGUCUUCGAAUCUGGCACGUAUUUAGUUCAAUUUUUUGUAAUUAAUAACGAUAAUCAGAACUUUCUCACCGGAUUCCAUCAAAGGUAGCGCUGCCAUCACCGCACGGGAACGUCUUCACAGCGCAGCUAAGCUUGCUCGGCAUGCUCCUCGUCUCACCUCCAUCGUGCAUUCUGUCAUCAUUAGAACACACGUCACUUGACCUCUGACAGAACUUAUUAUGAAAAUGAGACCACAAUUUGAUUCACUGGCAUCUCUGAUCCCAAAAUCAUAUUCACAUACACGCGCAUUCUUCUUUCGCAUUUUUUUUUUUUUGACAAAAACGACGACGACGGCGACGAACAUGAAUCGCAUCAACGAAUACAACAAAACAUUAAUAAGAACUUGCCGCCCGUGAAAUUUAGGAUGAACCAGUUCCAAACUAUGCUAACCACCCUAACUUUCCCACGGUCUAGAUUCUAGAUGAUCAAAUCAAAGCCGUUCACUAUUUUGGUCACUCCAGUCCCUUUUACCGAAACGCGGAACAUCUUAUUUCAGUGGCAGCUAUCAUGUCACGCAUCUUUUCAUCAUCAUUCAAGCACGUCUCGACUACUACACUUCUAUGUGUGCAGCAUGUAUCAUCAUUUAACCAAAGUGUUGCAUAGUAAUCCUCGACGCGACACUUCACUUUGCUUCGACGCAACGAACAGUGAAACAUAUUUCUGACACGCUGCCGACCGCCGACGACGCCCGCACUUGCUGCUACAUUUUUUACUGCCCAGCACUACACAUACUUGCACAAGACUUGCACACUCAAAUCACAUUUCAUCUACCACCACAACCACCCCGUCAUGGCACAACAUUCCACGCCACAAAAAAAAUGUUGAGAGCAUGAAAAGAACCAAAAGAAAACUCUGAAUUUUGAGGCAGGAAUCAGUUCCUUCACUAAAUUUUCACUAUUCCUAACACGAAAUCCCCUUAGGGCACUCAAUUAUCAAACAUUUACUAAUUAACCGCGCGUAAAAUAUACGAAAGUUGAUGAAAAAUCAGGAACGAUAAAUCCACUACACUUUCACAGGCAGGGUUGCCACCUCAUCAGUCCCAUUAGUCAACAAACUGUGUAUUGAAAAUAAUCAAUGACUGAUUAUGAAAAUAAAUAAAUCUUAAACGGUUCAAAUAAAUGAGCCUACCUUUCAUACCCCGGUACGAACAACCUACAACAAAAGAAGCUGAUGGAUCUCCACAACCGCGAAGCCAGGCCACUAUGUAGGUACAUAUAGCUGCUGUAAGAGAGCGGCUGGCCGGAUCGUGGAGUUCUCCGCAACCGAAGAGGAAGGGGAAAAUUAUUCUCUUCCCGCACGUUUUGAGGCUCCUCUACCUACACCGGCCUGGCACUAGCGUUUAUUGUGUGGCUUAGCUGUCCGGUUGGUGCCUCCGAGAUAGAUCUAAAUCUACAUCUCUUCUUGAGCGGGAGGCUGCGCUGGUUGAUUUCAAUCUCCAUCCACGACGGUGUGGUCACCUCGCCCGUCGCAAUGCUGAGCUUCGAACUUCGAAGAUCUGACCGGUGGUGGUGGUUGUUGUUGGCGUGCGUGACGUCUUCUCCGACGAGGUUCGAUCCGGCCUAGCCAUGGGGCUACGAUAAUAGUUACAGACAGGCAGAAGAGAUCCAUCGUUCGCUCGCGUGUGCUGGCAUCGUGGUGUGAGAAGCGCGCACAUCCCAGGAUGACGGCAGGCUAAGGGAAGAAUUCCUCUAAUAGGCGGUGGCGCGAGAAAGGCAAACUGGUUUCCGAUUCUUGGUAUUUUUGGCUAUUGAUGUUCAAUUUAGAUUCUUUUUUCUCUCUUUUUUGCUUCUAAUAAUAACGAUUAUCUAGGUGGUAAUCGGAAUAAAAUGAGGCGCUGGCACGUAGACAAAAAAAGGUCAAUCGAAAGUGAAUCGGAAGAUAGCGUUUUGGGGAAGGUGGUUGAUUGAGAUGAAAUUAAUAUUUUGGCUGGGAAGGGAUGGAACGUAUUUGGGAAAGUGGGGUGCCAAAUUAGUGCGAUGAAUGUUUGCGGAAGUGAAGACUAAUUGGAGCUAAAUUAGGUACAAUAAUAUUGGUUUAGUGACGGCAUUGGCGAUGGUGAAGACGGUUAACAAAAAACUUUUAAAUAUAGAAAGUAAACCCCCAAACGAGAAACAUUACAAUUUUUAAGUUUUAUGGACAAAAUGUGUUAUCAUUCAUAGAUUUGAAAUAAUCAUCUGCAAAUGAUCUUAACUGAUUGUGGUAACAUCUCUAAUUGAACAGAAGCUGUUCUCUUCGCCCAACAUGUUCGAAGAAGGAAUUCUGGUCUUGGAAAGAUUUUCAGUUGAAUUUGACGAGAGAGUCAUUCAGCUUCGAAUGCUACAUCUAUUUUGCGGUUCAUAUACAAAUCAACUUAUACAGAACAGAUUUUUUAUAGUAUUUGAAUAUGCACAUUAUAUAGCGUCAUUGGCAAGCAUAAUAAUAAGCUAUUCUGGGAAAGAUUAGAAAUUGUUCAUCUAAGAAGACGCUCGAACCCCUGUUGUCUUUGUAUUGCUAAUAUGAUACUAAAUUCACUCUAAGGUCUUACCGAAGUUCUCUGGUUGCUUUGCCUUUGCCUUCAAGGUAUAUCUCCACCAAAGCACUACAAUGAGACUUCAUUACCCAACAAUUAACCCUAGAACCCCUGUAGCUCCUUCCGGAUUCCUAGAACUGCAAAGCAAAUAAUCCAGCAGAAAAUGACCAAAUGCACGUCCGACCAGCCAUUUCCUAAAGGUGUUGACUUGAAAUAUCCUCGGCCAUAAGUCAAAGCAGAACGCGCCCCACCACCAUGCAUGUGCCUGCCUAGUGGAUGAGGAACACCGAGGGCAACAUUCAGUAGUCCAGUCAUCGCAAUCACCCGCCAGUAUUAUUUUUCUCCCUGUCGCCGUCAUCGUCGUCCAUCGGUAUAAUUACUAUGUAUGGGUGCAUGACAUCCAGCCAGCCAGGGGGGACCCUUCGAGCCAUUUGCUUUGGCGCUAUAGUUACCUCUACGUUACAAAGGUACUGUGACUGGUACUACCGCAAUGACGCGCACCGUUUGGUGCCAUUUGCCGUUAGAUUGGUUUUGCGCUGCUUUGGCGACUGAUUGAUGAUCUCUAUUUAUUUUAUUAAUUACUGUUGCAACCCCUGCAGCGUCCAGUAGUGUCGGUCGGUGUGUGGUGUGGUGACCGUGGUGCUCCUACGCGCAACGGUCGUGUAGGUUCGGACUUUUUGUCACAUUUGUUGGGGGCAGGUGGGGAAUCGGUGUGAAAUGAGCCAACGCAUGAGAACAUGAGCAUGAGCAUAGAUUUCUGCACAAUUCGUAGUUGCUACUUCGUGAUGGACCAGAACAAUCGAAAUCGCACAGGGAAUCAACAAAUGGAUUUUGGGAGCAGUUAAUCGUUCUUAAUAUGCACCUUUUGGAGAAUUCCAAAAUUUAUUAAGUCAAUAACAGUACCAGGCUCGUCUUUACGGUCAUCGAGGAAGGGAAGGAAUGUUAGUAUGGCUGACAUUGCUUACUAGAGACCUAGUAGACCACCCUCAGCGCGAACCCUCUGGGGCAUUUCCAGAAAGAAGUACGAAAAACACCAAGAGAAAUCCAGUUGUUUUUCAGAAGGAUUUUUGGAUCAGAGGAUUUUGGAAUUCUCAGGAUUCCUGCUGGAUUCCUAGAAGGAUCACUUGGAGGAAAAGCAGUAAGAAAUCCUGUAGUAAUUUCAAAUAAGAUUACAGAAAGAAUCCAGAAAAAGCGUUUGUUGGAAAGCAAGAUCGAAAUUUAAGAAGAAACUCCUACACGAAUACUAAGACGAAUUCGUACAGGAGCUCCUGGAGAAAUUCUUGUACGAAUCCCAAAAGGAUUUCCUGAAAGAAUGCCAGAAAGAAUGUCCUUUGACCCAUCAGGACGUGCCCCUGUCUGGCCCUAAAACUGCACCGCGCUCGCGCUGCAUACGCCAAGCGAGGUUUUCUGGUAGUGUUGUACUUUGUACUUUUUACAAAGGCGAGUGUCCCGAAGGGUUAAAGAAUCCCAGGAGGAAACUCCUGAUGAAACCCAAAAAAAAAAACCUUUUGGAAAAAAAAUUAUCGGGGGAUCGAGGAAUUCCUUCUCUCGAUAAAUAUAAAAAUACCAUCUGGAUACCAUCAAAAAAUCUUGCUGGAGAUUCCCUCAUGAUGUUUUUUCUACUGCAGAUGGCACAUAGGAUGUUUUCUGUGGAUUCCUACAGAUUUUUUCAUCGAUUUUUCUAGGAGUCUUCUUGUCUAACAUCUAGGAAUAUCUCUAAAAACUCCUGAAGGAAUCCCGAAAGAAACUUCUCGAAGAUUGCCGUAAGGAACUUCUGCAUCCUAGAAGAAAUUUCUGAAAGAAUCCUAACAAACAGUCCUGGAGAAAUUUCUGAAGGAUUUUUAGAAAGAACUUUUGCAAUAUUCUCAAAACUUACCUUCUAAAGGAUUCUCACAAAAUAAGAAUGAACUUUUGUAGGAUUCUCAGAAAAUCCUUAGGAAUUCUUAUAACGAAUACCUGAAAUAGUUAAUGGAUUUUUAAAAGGUACUCCUGGAGGAUUUCCAGAAGCUGCUUCUUAUGAACCCUAGCGAAAACACUUGGAGCAUUUCUAGGGAGAAGUACGAUGUGAAGAAUUAGCUUAAGUUAACAUCCACAAAAAAAAGAAAUAAAAAUAAAAAAAAGUGCGAAAAAAUCCCAGAAGAACUCCUGGAAAUAUCCAGAAGAAGCUCCUGGAUGGUUGCCGAAAGAAACUACUAGAGUAUUCUCAGAUGCAACUCCUGGUAGAUUCCUAGUAAGAUCUUUUGGAGGUAACGCAGUAAGAAAUCCUGAAAAAAAAAAUCAUCAUAGAAGAUCAUAGAGAGAAUACAGCAAAAGCUUAUGGAAGAAUUCUAGGCCGACAAAACUCCAGGACGAAUAAUAAGAAAAACAUCUGGAGGAAUCCUAGAAGUUCCUCAUAGAGAAAAUCGUGUACGAGAGAACAUUUUAUGUAAUCCCAAAUGCAGCUCUCAGAGGAAUUUCAAGAGAAUAUCUUGGUUGAAACCCAGAUUGAGUUCCAACUCUUUGUGGAACUCCUGAAGCAAUUCGAAUAUUUGAAGAGGAAUAUCAUGAUUAGAAGGAACUCCUGGAGAAAUUCCAGGGGUCAACAAUCUUUUCUUUAAAAACUUUUCAUCGAAUUCCGAGAGAUAACCAAGUGGAAUGGUAUAAGAUAAUCUAUAAGAAUCCUAGACAUAUUCUUGGAAGAAUUUCUUGGGGAAACCUAAAAGAAAUUGCAUAGGAAAAUUCUUAAGGAUUACCACAUUUUCAGCAUAAACUUCUGGAGGAUUCCCAGAAAUAGUUCCUGGGAGAUUUACACAACAAAUGCCUGAAAUUACUGAAGGACUUGCAAAAGGAACUCCAGGAGAAAUUCCAGAACGAAUUUCUGGAGAAUUCCCAGCAAAAAUCUUUGGAGCAUUUCUUGAGAGAAGUACGGGAAGAUCCCCAGAAGAAACUUCAGGAAAUUUUCAAAAUGAGCUCCUGGAGGAGUCUCAGACGCAACUCCUGGUGGGUUUCUAGAAGGAUCUUUUGGAGGAACAGCAGUGAGAAAUCCUGGCAAAAUUCCGAUUUUAAAGAGAAUCCAACAAAGGCCUUUGGAAGAAUUCUAAAUUGAAAUUUCAGAAGAAACUUCAGCACGAAUACUAAGAAGAACUCCUGCAGCAAUCCCAGAAGCACCCCAUUGAGAAAUUCGUGUAUAAGUUCCAGAAAUAAAAACUGGAAGAAUCACAGAAGGAACUUUUUUGAUGAAUCCCAGAAGGAAUUCCGGAUGAAAUCCCGAAAACGAUGGUCACAUAAAUAAAUAUUUUCAAACCAAGAAAUCCUGAAGGAAUUUGGGAAGGAUAAGCUGCAGUUGAAGUUCAUAAAUAAAAAGAAAGUAAAAUAAAAAUCCUGCAGGAAUCCCAAAAAGACCUCCUGAAGAAAUUCGUGUUUGAGUCCCAGAAGGAAUUCCUGGCAGAUUGCCAGAAGUAACUCAGAAAAAAAAACUUCCCUAGAAAUUACCUAGAAAAAAAAAAUCUUUUGGUGGAAAUGUAGUCGGGGAAAUCUGCUUUCUAAGAUUUUCAGAAGGAAUUUCUAGAUUUCUAGAAGAAAUUCCCAGAUGAAUCCCAUUAAACAGUACUGAUGUCUUUAUGAACUUUCACACGACUUUUAUUAAGUACUCCUGCACGAGUCUCAAAGCGUUACCACAUUUACAGAAUAAACUUCCAGAUGAUUCACAGAAAUAAUUCCUCAAAAAUUUCCAUAAAGAGUAUCUGAAAUUGCUCAAAGAUUUUCCAAAAGUACAUAUUUCUUGAGGUUUUUCAGAAUAAUCCUUGUAUUCUAGCAAGAACCCUUGGAGAAUUUUCAAAGAGAAGUGCUGGAAAAUCCCCAGAAGAAAUUCCUGGAAAUUUCCUGGAAGGAGCUCCUAGACGAAAAGAAGCUAUUGGAGGAUUCUCAGAUGCAACUCUUGAUGGAUUCCAAGAACCUCUUGGAGGUAACACAGUAAAAAAUCCUGGAAAAAGGUUAUAAAGAGAAUCCAGAAAAAGCUUUUGUAAGAAUACAAUAUGGAAGUUUCAGAAGAAAUGUCUACACGUAAGCCAAGAAGAACUCCUGGAAUCCCUAUAGGAAGGAGAAGUAAUUUGAGGAGAAAUUUCAAAAACAAAAAAAUCUUCUGUUGCAUACUCUGAAGAAAACUUCAGAAAAACAUUUGAAAAACUUUCGGGGGGAAAAUCUUGGAGAAUCUCAAAAGCAAAUCUAGCAGGAAUUUCAAGAGAAAAAACUUUGAAAACCAGGAAUCUUCAGGGUACUUUAUUUAAGUGGGAAAAUCUGGAUUACUCGGGGAAUACUUGAAAACUCAGGGAAAUUUUGCAUCGAUAAUAAACGAACAACUGAGUCAUAUGAAUGAAAAAUGGUGAACUUCACUACUUGCAGAUAUACUUCUUCUGCUUUCUUCUUUAUGGCUCUACGUCCCCACUAGGACUGGGCCUGCCUCGCUUCAACUUAGUGUUCUUUGAACACUUCCACAGUUGUUAAUUGAAGGGCAUUUUUGCCCGCCAUUGCAUGAAUUUGUAUAUUGUGAGGCAAGCACAAUGACACACUAUGCCCAGGGAGUCGAGAAAAUUUGCCCGACCGGAACGGGAAUCGAACCCGCCGUCUCCGGAUUGGCGAUCCAUAGCCUUAACCACUAAUCUAACUGGAGACGCUACUUGUAGAUAUAUUCAGAGGAAAAAAAAACCCACAGCGUCUACUUCAUUAUUCAUUGGAAUAAAAAAGUUUUUGAAUGUCUAAUGUUUACAUCUCCCGAAUAUGCCCUUAUUCUACGUGUUUGUAGUGAGAACUGUUAAAACAAAUAUUUUCGCGUAAUGCUGAAGGUUCUUACUGAUAGUUUAUGGUUCUGUGAAGACGUUGAAGAUACUUCCGGAUGAUUAUUCUAAAAGCAAGCUAAAUCAAGAAAGAAUAUAAAUAACCAUGCUAUAGGAACCAAAGGAGGGUUCAUAGAUCUAGCAGAUAUUUCCGACAAGCCGGCAAUUCCGAUAAGAUGCAGCAAAAGCCUUCCAGGGUUCCUCCCAAGAUUUCUUUUGGGAUUCUUCUUCCAGUAUUUCUGAAUUUGGAACGAUUUCUCCUGAAGUUUUUCAGGAGAAUCCUAAAUAUUUUUUUCCAGAUUUUCUUCCCUAGGAUUUUCCAGUAUUGCUCCCAGAAUCCCUUGAGGAACUUUCUUCGAGAUCCUCCUGCGUUUUCCCCAAAUACAUCUUUGUUGAGUUUCUUUCAGGAUUUAUCCCGAAGUCUGCACAAAACUUUCUCCCAGAUGUUGCCGCAGAAUCUCUCCUGAAGUUCCUCUCAGAACUUGAAAACAUCACGCUAUUCCUUCCGGCGCUCCUCUUGGAACUUCUCCAGGAUAGAUUUCCGGGAAUACUCUCUGAUUUUUUACUUGAGUUAUGUCUAGGAUUUCCACCAGAGCUUUCCCAAGGAUUUGUUAAGGAGAUUUUUACGAAUUGGAAGAUGCUCCUUCCGUGAUUUCUUCCGAAGUUUCUGUAAUUCAAUUUAGGAAAUUCCGGAAUUUCCGUGAACUCUCUUCUAUAGUUUCUUCUGGGAUUUCAACAGGAUCUUCAGUCGGGAUAUUUGCUAAUGCGGGAUUCUUUUUUUUCGAAGUUUCACUUAAAAAUUUUCUCGGAGUUUCUACUGGUUAUCCUAGAAGAUUGCUCCCGGUGUUGGCCCAGGGUUGUCUCCUGAUGUUUUUUCCGGAUUGCCUUUUGGGACUUGCAGGAUGAGCUAUUAGGGUCUUCAAUUAGCCUAGUGAUUAAGGCUAUGGAUCACCAAUCCGGAGACGGUGGGUUCGAUUCCCGUUCCGAUCGGGAAAAUUUUCUCGACUCCUUGGGCAUAGCGUAUCAUUAUCCUUGCCUCACAAUAUACAAAUUCAUGCAAUUGCAGGAAAAGAAAGCCCUUCAAUUAAUAACUGUGGAAGUGCUCAAAGAACACUAACUUGAAGCGAGGCAGGCCAAGUCCCAGUGGGGACGUAGAGCCAUAAAGAAGAAGACGAGAAGGAUGAGCUAUUGCUGAUACUUUCCAUGAAGUUUCUUCCUUGGUUCCUUUCAAAUCUUUUCCUAGAUUUUUCCUCGUAGUUGUUUACAGGAUCUCUUACAGUGAUACUUCAGAGGUUUUUUAAAUUUUUCUCCGAACUAUUCCCAGAACCCAUUUCGGAGUCCCUAACGGAAGUUGUCCCGAGAUUCUGGAUGAACCUUCCGGAAUUUCUUGGGUGGUUGCUCCCGGAGUUGUUGCAGGUAAUUACCAGGAUUUUUUUCACUUACGACAAUUUCUGUAAGAAAUUACCGGAGAAAUAUAGCAUAACAUUUGAAAAUGGCCUUGAUGUUUUUUUUUGUAAACAAACGUGUUUCGGUCCCUACAGCCCAGCUGCAUCCAUCCACGAACACCAGCACCCUGCUCAGAGUGCCCGAAGAUUUCCCUUUCUGAUAAGGGAUUUGGAGGGAGUGGGUGUAUGCCGUCGUCGGGCCCUACAGCGACCGAAACAUGUUUGUUUAUAAAAAGCACUUAGACCCUUUUCACAUGUUUUGUUGGAAAUAUCCGAAAUAAAUCAGGUGAAAUUUUGCAUGAAACUCCGCAAGACCUAUUGGAGAAAUAUCAAGAGAAACUUCAGAAAAAAGAAUCCGAGGAAAAAUUGGGACGUCUCAGAAAAAAAAACACUGGGAGUGUACCCGAGAAGAAAUAUCAAGGAAAACCCCCGAGAAAAAUCCCGGAAGCAACUACGAGUGAAAUCCCGUGAGGAUAUCCUAUGUUCAUUUCGGAAACCUGUGUGGAAAAAGUCACUGCUGGGAUUUCUACAGGAUUUUCAUCCGGGAUAACACUUGAGAUUUCUCUCAGAGUUUCUCCCUGUUAUCUCAGAAGAUUGAGAAGAUUUUUCGAAAUUUCUUUGUGAUAUUUUCAAUUUGUUGGAAGACUUGCACCAAAUAUCUAAUCAGGAUUUGAAUGAAAAUACCUGACUAUUCUGAGUAGAAAUUUAAUCAGUUUUUCUCGAGAACUUCGAUUGAGAAUUUUAAUAAACUUUCUGGAAAAUCUGAAAGUAUAUUCUAAAGCUCCUCUACCUACAAUAUUUGUUCUCUGGUCUAGAUGCUUCAUUUGACCCACAUCUCCCGAACCACGCACGCACCCAAUUGGCCGUUGGCGAUCGAGCAGAUUGUGUGCAGGUAUGUCAAAGCCAGCGCGUGUAAAUUGCGCGUUUCCGUGGAAAAUUGUCGGCACCUUUCUAUGAUUGCUUGACCCCAGGUAAAGAAACAAAUUCAAGAAUCUUGAAUCAAGAUACCUAUCCAGCAUAGCUACUCCGCCGCAACGCAACGGUCGCACGUUUGACCGUCCAGGUCAGAUUCAAUAAACGAUAACUGCCCCAAAGUAGAGAUUUCGUUUACAUUAAAAGCCAAAUUAUUGCCUCGGAACGAUCGUUUUCGGACGCAAUCGAAAUACCUGAAAUGGGACAAGUUACCUUGACUAGGCGCUAGCUGGCGAAGAAGGUAGAAUCAAACGCGGGCUGAGUCAAUCCCCAAUGGUCGAUUCGGUUGCGAAUGGUAAUCAAGCCAUUAAUCUUCACGAUGUUCUCGCACUUUGUACCUAACCUAAGGUAGUACCAACCAGCAGCGCUUAGGGACCAUUCGAAGAAACGAUCAAUUUGAGGGUUCUGCCUCGCGAUAGUGGAAAUCCACUUUUCUCGGUUCGGUCGUAGUCACGUACGGUCGUAAAAAGAGUGUUGCCGUUUUCGAUUUGAAUGUUAUUCAACACCGGUCGUUGUCGUCGCCAUCGUCAGGUGGAAGAUAUUUCGGUGUGACACUCUGAUUGCGACACGUACCUCCCUAGAUGCGUGGGUUUCCACCUACACUUCCUAAUGGGUGGCAAAUUGACUGAAGUGCCUCCUGGUUGGCCCGUUGUGGUCGGCCUAAUGGAGCGGAUAUUGUUUAUGUUGCUGGGAUUUAUUUCAAUAAAGCCGGGAAGUCAUUUGGAGUCAUUAGCUGGUAUCGCAUGCUUCUUGGAAUUGGAAAUGGGUUGUUUAUUUGUUGACGAAUAGGUGUUGCGCAAUUUGGGAGAUUAUUUGGAAUAGUGUCUACAACAGAAUCGGAAGUGGUAUUUUAUAGUCGCGUUGACUCUUGUUAAACAUUGAAACCUGAAGUUUAUUAAUUCAAACAACUAACCAUUUUCCCAAAGGUAUUGGCUCAAAGAUCAACAUGACGUGUGCAUAAUCUCCAAAUAUACUUGCAGUGCCAGACACCACCAGCGAAAGGUCGAAAAGAGCGCAAAUCAAGUAGAAUAGUUAGUGCAAUGAAAUGAAUCUGCUGUUAUUGCCCAUGACGAAUUAGCUACUGAGUGCGCUUCUUUGUUGCUACACUCACUGACUACCCAUUUUAUUCGCCCCAUAAAAAUCUCAAGCAUUCCCAAACGAACAUUGACUGAAAUUAUUCACGCACUUAUUAACGUUUGCCACAGCUUGCCUCUCAAUUGCGAUCGUCGUGGUCCCAGUCGUCAGCCCACAGCUCAAAAAUACUAUAAAAUUCAAUUAAAGCCAAUCAACACAGUUUACUGCGCCCGAUCAAAGAUCACCACCACAAAGAACCCUCAAGGGGAGAAUUUUCAUUGCACUUUCAGUCCCUAACGAAUUCCACUCGAGUAUUAUCUGAAGGCGAACACACGCCCACUGCCUUUCUUAUCAGCGUGCCAGAAUUAGGAAAGUAUUUGCUUAGAGGAAAAUGGGGCAGUAAAAUCUUACCCAUUAAUCGAUAUCUGGGGCAAUUAAACAUCCAAUCAAACGACAUUACCGCUUGCCUAUCGCACAGAAAACUCCCGCAUGCGUAUCUAAUUCAUUCUCUCAAACUUGUCUAUGUGUUUUCCGAAUCGAUCCCAUGGUCAAAGAUGAGUCAUCACGGCAGAAGUCUUUCAAUUUACAGAAAGCAUCCGCAUAAAAAUAGCUCUAGCCCUUCGGUUUCACGCAGAUGAAUUAAAUGGUAAAAACAAGCACAAAUUGUCAUUGUUACAAAAAUACAAGGUUUUGUCUUAAGAAGUCAUAGAUGUAGUAACGUUCAUAGCAAAAAUUAAGAAAUACACCAUCAAGCACCAACAAUUCGAAAACAUCAAACAAUUUUAAUCACUUACUAGAUCCGUUACCAGCAAAGAAAAUCAAUUUUAGUGUUUACGACAUCAGAAUCAGUAACAAAGCUACACAAACACAAAAAGAGGGAGAUGUUUUAAAGACAGCAGUUUAAGGAAAUAUUUCAUCACCACUAGAUUACGUAACAUAUUUUCAAUAGAAAGUCUUAAGUGCAUAAAAAGAGCAAAACAAACACCGAAUGAAAGACAGCCGUUCACUGAAAAGAAAAAAGAUUAUUAAUCGUAAGAUUUUUGUGUUUGACAACGUGCAAUCUAGCGCGGGACAGACGUUUAUAAAUACUUGUAAAUGUGAAUGAAAAUAUAUAUUUUAAAUAUAUUGUAUAUUGUACAAAGUUGAAACUCGAUCUAGCAUGUAUCACUCAUAGGCAUUUGAAAAUAUUCUUUAUUUUAUGGCAAAACGUGCAUUUUAUAUGAGAAAGGAAAUUAUACUUUUUCGGAAAAUUAAAA
Aedes albopictus (Asian tiger mosquito) is the source of this 29357-nucleotide messenger RNA. RefSeq names its product toll-like receptor Tollo. The transcript has a single exon. Gene Ontology annotation, biological process: signal transduction. NCBI's taxonomy places the organism in Eukaryota, Metazoa, Arthropoda, Insecta, Diptera, Culicidae. Gene Ontology annotation, molecular function: protein binding. The record is from RefSeq and is a predicted model, not a curated record. The coding region runs from base 1385 to 5332 and encodes 1315 amino acids.